AUGACGACGCGCUUGUUCUUCUUUUCGUUAUUGUUCUUCUUUUCGUCUUUUGUUUUUGUCGACGGCGACGUGCAAACGCCUCAAAGAGAACUCAGAAAAGAAACCGUCACGAUGCAACUGUCCUACGGGAACGUAGAGCUCGGAUUUUAUAAAGACGAAGCUUCAAACACGGCGGACCACAUAUUGAAAGCGUUUAAACUCGGCUUGUACGACACCAAUCACGUGUUUCGAGUGGAUAAAAACUUUGUCGCGCAAAUCGCGGAUUGCAUGACGAGUCGAAGAGUUGGUUUGACUUUCGAGCAGAACGAACACGCGAGGAAGAAAAUACGAGGCGAGCACGUCGGGCAAACCAUCAAACACAGGAAAGGAACGCUUUCGAUGGCACGGUUCAACGAUCCAGACAGCGGGACGACGUCGUUUUCGAUUUUAUUAGGCGACGCGCCGCAUUUAGACGGGCAAUAUUGCCAAUUUGGGGAGUUGAUUAGUGGAUUUGAAGUGUUGGACGAGUUACAAAAGCUGGAGACGACGAAAAGCGGGAUCUUCGUCAUGCCAAAGGAGCGGAUUGAGAUUAUGAGCACUUACGUCACAAGUGGUGGCGAUGGAGACAACAACAACUGCGCGAAAGAAAAAAUCCGCGCGGAAUCUUUGGCAAAGGAGCUGCACGACAUCAGAGCCGCAAAGUUACCGAGUAAAAAAUAG
Bathycoccus prasinos is the source of this 699-nucleotide messenger RNA. Its product is annotated as peptidyl-prolyl cis-trans isomerase, cyclophilin-type. Gene Ontology annotation, biological process: protein peptidyl-prolyl isomerization. The coding region runs from base 1 to 699 and encodes 232 amino acids. The transcript has a single exon. Gene Ontology annotation, molecular function: peptidyl-prolyl cis-trans isomerase activity. The record is from RefSeq and is a predicted model, not a curated record. Lineage: Eukaryota; Viridiplantae; Chlorophyta; Mamiellophyceae; Mamiellales; Bathycoccaceae.